Molecule: messenger RNA, 4229 nt
Organism: Paramisgurnus dabryanus
Lineage: Eukaryota; Metazoa; Chordata; Actinopteri; Cypriniformes; Cobitidae
Gene: klc2
Product: kinesin light chain 2
Biological process (GO): microtubule-based movement
Cellular component (GO): kinesin complex; cytoplasm
Molecular function (GO): kinesin binding
Source: RefSeq, a predicted model, not a curated record
CCAAACGCGCACACAAUAACAGCCAUUUUCAGUUUGCUGUGGUCAUUCUCCCUUACUUCAGCACAAAGGUCUGUGAAGUAUCGCGCGGAAACAGACAAAUGAUGGACGAAGCGAAAAAAGGUCGUUGCGCGUGCUAGCGUUUGUUUUACUGAACCUGUCACACGCAAAAGCGCAUCAUACGUGCAUCAUCUAAUCAUCAAUUUUAUCCAUCUUUAAGAGUUUAUCUUUCAUCAACAAUAGAAAAAUCAUUGUAUUAGACUAAAUCGUGCCUCAAACUUCAAUUCAAAACGGCGCAUUCAGAGUCAUUUUCUUUACGAAACCCAAAAGCAAUCCACACCGGCAUCCACGGACUAAAGAAAAGGCCCUGACAAACAGCGCAGCAUAGGGUCCCCCGGGUGAUGUCCACCAUGGUGUACCCACGAGAGGAGGCUUUGGAGAGGCUAUCACAAGAUGAGAUUGUUAUGAACACUAAAGCGGUGAUGCAGGGUUUGGAGACCCUGCGUGGGGAGCACGCACAGCUCCUCAACUCCCUGCUAGACUGCGCCCAGCCACCUGCAGCUCAGGAGAAAUCAACUCUGCUCCGCAAGAGUCUUGAAGACAUUGAGCUGGGACUGGGGGAGGCACAGGUGAUCAUCGCUCUGUCCGGGCAUCUGAGCGCUGUGGAGUCCGAGAAGCAGAAGUUGCGUGCUCAGGUCCGACGGCUAUGCCAGGAGAACCAGUGGCUGAGGGACGAGCUGGCCAGUACCCAGCACAAGCUGCAAAAGAGCGAGCAGAGUGUUGCCCAGCUGGAGGAGGAGAAAAAACACCUGGAGUUUAUGAACCAGAUCCGCAAGCUGGACGAGGACACCUCGCCCUCCGAGGAAAAGGCUGGAGAGAAGGAGAAGGACAAUCUGGAUGAUCUGUUUCCCAAUGAUGACGAUCAGGGACCAGCUCAGCCCAGCGGUGAAGUGGCAGCUCAGCAGGGGGGAUACGAAAUCCCGGCUCGCCUCCAAACUCUUCACAACCUUGUGAUCCAGUACGCCUCUCAGGGCAGAUAUGAGGUGGCUGUGCCCCUCUGCAAACAGGCAUUGGAGGAUCUUGAGAAAACCUCCGGACAUGACCACCCGGAUGUGGCCACUAUGCUCAACAUACUUGCACUUGUGUACAGGGAUCAGAAUAAAUAUAAGGAGGCUGCUCAUCUGCUAAAUGACGCUCUGGCUAUCAGAGAGAAAACUCUGGGUAGAGAUCACCCCGCAGUGGCCGCCACGCUCAAUAACCUUGCCGUGCUGUACGGCAAACGUGGCAAACACAGGGAGGCGGAGCCGCUCUGCAAGAGAGCGCUGGAGAUCCGAGAGAAGGUCUUGGGUAAAUUUCAUCCCGAUGUGGCAAAGCAGCUGAAUAAUUUGGCGCUGUUGUGUCAGAAUCAGGGGAAGUAUGAGGAAGUGGAGUAUUAUUACCGCAGGGCCCUUGAGAUUUAUGAGAACAAACUGGGUGCCGAUGAUCCCAAUGUGGCCAAGACCAAAAACAACCUGGCAACAUGUUAUUUGAAACAGGGCAAAUUCAAAGAUGCAGAGACACUUUACAAAGAGAUCCUGACCCGCGCGCAUGAGAAAGAGUUUGGAUCGGUCAACAAUGACAACAAGCCAAUAUGGAUGCAUGCAGAGGAAAGAGAAGAGAGCAAGGGCAAAAGGAAGGAGUCUGGUCCUUAUGGAGAAUACGGCAGCUGGUACAAGGCCUGUAAAGUAGACAGCCCCACUGUUAACACCACGCUGAAAAGUCUGGGGGCGCUGUACCGCAGACAAGGCAAACUGGAGGCGGCGGAAACACUGGAGGAGUGUGCGUCUAAAAGUCGCAAACAGGGAAUUGAUGCAAUUAAUCAGAGUAAAGUGGUGGAGUUGCUAAAGGAUGGGAGUUGUGGUGGAGGGGACAGGCGUCAGAGCAGGGAGGGGGCGAAUGGACCCGGAGGCCCUCGAGGGGACUGUGAAGGUGAUGAGGCCGAGUGGAGCGGGGAUGGCAACGGUGGCCUCCGCAGGAGUGGUUCCUUUGGAAAGAUUCGUGAAGCCCUGCGGCGCAGCAGUGAGAUGCUGGUAAAGAAACUGCAGGGCAGCGGCCCACAGGAACCACGCAAUCCAGGGAUGAAGAGGGCAAGCUCUUUAAAUUUCCUCAACAAGAGCAUCGAAGAAACCUCACAGGAAUCUAGCAGUGGUCUGUCCGAAUCCAGAGGAUUGAGUGCAAGUAAUGUGGACCUGACCAGACGCAACUCUCUGAUCAGUUAGAAAACCCCAUAUGGACACAGAGGAAGAGGAAUGGGGCCAAACGGGAGAGUUUGUUUGCUACCUACUUGAAGUGAUAAAUCAUUAACUUAAACUUAUUCAUAAGAAAAAAAAAAACGUAAGAGCAAAUCACAUCUUUAGUUUAACAUGAUUUGCAUAAUGAGCUAGGUCUAUCUGCUUUGUCAUCCGCAACACACAUAAACCACUAUACACUAUACAGCAUGUUGCCACUGGACAGAUUACCUCCAGAUGUAAAUUUGUUAUAGCAUGGCAUCAGAAAAUGCUAAAACAGCUUGCAUACGAUCAAGUUGUAAAGUCUAUACAAAGCAUAAAUUUUAGCUGGGUUGCCAUUUAGAGAAAGUUCAGUAGAUGUUCAGAUUGGUAGCUCCUUCCACAAGCAAGACCUCGCAGAGUUUAAACUGUGCCGUUUGAAAAUGCACAUCAUCCAAUCCACAAAAUAUGUAUGAUUUUUUAAGGUCCAAAUACAAAAUGUGUUGAAAUUUGAGGGCAGCGACUGGUACGAACGUAACGUUUGCCUUGAGUUUUAUGUAUAUAGUGGUUUAAAUUAUUUAAAGACUUUUUUGUCAUGUAAUAAGCAUGCAGGGAUUUUGUUUACAAGGUAGUGAGCAGGUGGGAAUCGUGAAGUCACAGUGAAGGAUUUUGCUUUGUAAUGGAAAUGCUGAUUUGAGGUAGCGCUUUAUUUAUUGAGGUUUGGGAUUCUGGGGAUAUGUAGAUUAAUAGUUUUGAAGUUUGUUCAUUUUAUACUGAAUUUACUUUACAGGAAGUAAACCAUCUACUGUCUCUCCACAUUAUUAAAACCUGGAAAAGGGGUUAAAACAAUUAUGCCUGGUUCGUGGACAGGUGUUUGUGUCUAAAUAUAUAUAUAACUGGAAUAUUCCUUUAAAUGUGAAGUGAAGCUUUUUAUAUGUUCUUUUCUAGCCACCGUAAGGUCUUAAAACAGCCGAAACCUGUGUUUCAUGCAAAUUAUUCAUAUAGAGAUCCAUUAAAUGGUCAAAUUCUGUGAAGAGCUCACAUUUAACAGGAACAACAAAUGUCUUAGACUACAUACUUCAACCGUUUCUUUUAGAGAACUUGUUCUAGUCUUUGCACUGGUUCAUUGAUAAAGAUACUGUAUGUUUGUUUGAUAUUGGGUGUAUUUGAACGUCUUAAUCUUUGUGUUUGUUUUUUUCCUCACUGAUGUUAUAGCUUUUGGACGCAGCCAUACAAACUGGUGAUUCUCAUAGGAAAUGCCCGAGUCAUGUCACAAAAUCCAAAGAAAAUUAAACAGCUUGCUUUCUUUUGUUUUGGGAGUGAUAUGACAGGAUAUUUUGUGAGAUUCAUCCGAACAGAAUGUAAUGUACGAGUUAAUGAAUUAUUGAUUUUAAAAAUUGUUUCCUUAUGCCGAACAAAUAUGAAGGGUCUGGAACGUGUUCAAGAAAAAUAUGAGGAUGAAUGAAUGUUAUAAAGGACAAUUCUGAAGCAAAUACAAAUGUCACUUUUGAUUGUAAAAUAUAGUUGUUGUUUUUUUACUCAUUCACAACCACAAAAACACACUUGUCUAUCCUUCUUAUGUCUGGUACUAGCACAGACAGGUGUGUAGUAAAUACAGAGUUUACGUAAAUUGAAUGUGAACCAACCUAUUGUGUCACCCAUGUCAUUUAUCAGUCAUUAUUACCUGCAAUGUAUGAUCUUUGUAAAUGUAUGUUUUGCUUACUAGACUGUGCUUCAGUUAGCAAGUUGCCCAUUUGCACUGACCUUGAAACCUAAUAAGAAAUCAUUAACAUUUUAAUAAAACCAAUUAAACUCUGGUAGAUUAACUGUACAGGUUAACAUCCAUCAACACCUUUAGAAUGUAGCCAUGCUGGCAUGCCAGGCUUCAACCUGAUGUGCUUUCCUAAAGAUGGGUUUCAUUUGUUAAGGGGCCAACCUCUUGUGUGUUUUAAUAAAAGCUUAGAAAUAAAAAAAUUGCUUUUCAAA